Molecule: messenger RNA, 783 nt
Organism: Suillus paluster
Lineage: Eukaryota; Fungi; Basidiomycota; Agaricomycetes; Boletales; Suillaceae
Exons: 1
Coding region: 1-783 (260 amino acids)
Source: RefSeq, a predicted model, not a curated record
AUGGACCUGACAAGUGAACGGAAGUAUGUGCGUGCUGCAUCUCUUGUACGGAACUCACAUACACCAUCUCUACCUCCUACCAAUCCUGCACUGCAUGCUCGCAAACCUCGCUCUCAUAUGCCCUCACUGUCGCUGGUCUCGUCAGACAAGGAGCAUGAAAUACCUAAUGACUCACCAGCUCAACCAAUCAAGCGCCACCCAUUAGAACCACCAAUCAAGCGUCGCUUUUCGUCUAUCUUGUCAUUGACAGAUAGUGAUGGGGAUGACACGACAAAACCUGUCCAUGCAGCCAAGCGGCACCAUUCUCCACUUCCUCAGGCUCCCUGCCGUGUUUUACCAUGCCGCAAACGACUUCCUUCUGUUGACUCAUUCAAUCUUUCUGAUGCCUCUAACUCUCAUUCACUCUCAUCAUCUAUUUCAUCAAUGCACUCGACACUGAUUGUGAAGAAGGAGGAUUCAGGAAGUCUUCUUUCACACAGAUCAUCAAGCCAUGAUGCCAUCAUUGUUGAGAAAGUCACAAUCUGGCCUGUUGACUUUUAUGUGGUUGACAUCUCUCGGGGUUUCAAUGCUUGUCAAAGGGCAGUUGAUGGACGACGCAGUGUGGCAGAUGCAUUCAUUGGCCACUUUGGUGUACCGUUCAAAGCAUUGACAUUUUACGACAACCGCAAGGUGUGGGACUUCGAGCCCAACACAUCGCUUCACCAACAUUUCAUUGAUUACGGCCGAACGGAGAAAGGAAGCUGGACUUCCUUCAUGAAGAAGGCAAGACAGCCGCGCAAGUAG